AACCUGUUGCACCUGUUCCGCGAACCGCACCGUGUACACGAACUCUCGCUUCUAGGAGAAAGUAUAACUACGCGUGCGCACUGUAGAAUGAGGAAGGUGAAAACUGCUUAUAUAUCUGUGUCGUUGACAUCGACAAUAUAACACGUGACUGCAUAAACGACUAGCCAGGACCGACAGCGUCUAUUGUGUUGCCCGCUCUAACGCUCAUACGCCUCAAUGUAACGCUGGUUGUUAGAAUGUUUCUAAUGCGCAGGAGAGUUAUAUUCUGAGAGUUAGUCUUUAUUCGCCAUAAAACGACUCGCAGAAAAUAUCAAACGCACUAUUUGUGUACCGGAGAGACAUCAAACAGAAUGCAGUCACUUCUGCCGGCGCCCUUUAUUAGCUGUGCGGUGAUUUCACUCGUGUGCGUCACGUUGACAUGGACGCCAGCAAACAGCGAAUCGCAGUCUCUACCGGCCAGACUCACGGGCUCCGUCAAAGAGGAGGAUGAGAACAACCUAGAUCAGUUGGCUUUCGGCUUCGACAACUUCAACUUCCUCGAUGUGGAGAAUGAAGACUACUACGACGACACCGACUACCCUCUGGACGCCAUAGUGGAGGCGUUUGACUUCGCUCAGUUUCCUAUAUUGACUUGCGAUAGCUCUGUUCCCACGGGUGACGUGUUCGACCCGAGGCAGCAAGGAGUGGGUCAAGCCGAAUUUAGAGAAAAACGACAGGCCAAUAAGCCCGCUUGUAACAGAUGUCUUAAUGACGACAUUCCAACUUGUAAUGUCACCCGACGCAUGUCGAAACCUCUGUUUGGUUUCAACCCAGACGGGUUACGACGGGUGAUCAUGCAAAGACCAGGCCAGCUCGAUCAGUGCGUAGAGAUCAUCCAAUGCACGUCCCCUACAUGUACUGUUGUGAAAGGCGCUUGUAAAGAGGAGUACAGGCUAACGCAAUUCAUUGUGUUCGACCAAGUGAACAACAACAUUACUGCAGAUUACAUUCUCGUGCCCAGUGGUUGUAACUGCUACGCCGACGUACGUACUAAUCUGAGUCCGUAGGUGCAGUAAUCUGCAGGCGAUGUAGCCGGUGAGCCACUGUAGAUGCUCGUCGCAAUUCUUGCUGAUGAUGGUUCAAGUACUCUUUGCAAGUAAUGCAAGUAAUCUUUGCCGUCGUCAUCUUGCGGUAUAGCUCGACUCGCGUGCGAUAUGUGUGACUGGGGUCAUUUUGGGCGCACAACGUGAUUUAGCAGGGCUAGCUGUGUCAUUGCACUAUCACCAUGAGCUAGCAACGUUCUCUUUUCACUCUACUUGUCCGGUCACGGAGAUGCUGGUAACUUCGCGACUACACGUUCGGCGAUUCGCCAAGGUCGUUGGUGGGUAAAAGGCGAUGGAACGAGCUCAGACGCUGCAGUGUUAAACGAGAAGGUUACGUUAUUUAAUCAAUUAUAGGUUUUUUAUGCAGAUGAAAUAGAACAUUGAUCAUGCGGGAAUCAAAGACACCGCGAGCUAAUCUACUAUUUACGUAAUUCUCUUGUCGAUUAAUAUGUGGUACCUUAUUGAUACAUAUUGCAUUACUGCCUAUGUUUAUUCGAUAAUUAGGUCUGUUACUCUAUAUAUGCAUCAUAAUGCAUGUUUAUAUAAUAUACAUAUGUGCGUCAUGUGUGUUCAUGCGUGCAUUUAUAUAUGGACACGCACGCACACGCGCGCUUACAUAGAUGUAAGUUUUGCCAUGUAUCACACGAAGAUACAGUACGAUGAACUGUCCUCAACUUCACUCCCAUUACUAUACCGUAUAGAUAUGCCACAAUGAUUGCUCUUUAAAACUAUCCCAUUCCUUCACUUCCAUCGCGUGCAGUGAGUUAGUAUAUGGCGCUGGUCGUUUAUACUUAUUGCCCAGAUUCAGCAAACAUUCUUUGUGUUUCGCGAGUUGUACCAUUACUUUUACGCUGUGAGUGACAAGCCAACCGCCCUGCUAUAAGUUUGUGCAAUCAGGAAUCACAGAGUACUCGAUGCAAAUUGUAUCGUCUUGACUCAUACAUAGCGCAUUUUAUCUUCAUCGCCAAGUACCGAAUUCUUUAUGAGAAAAUUGGCAAUAGUUACUAAAUCACAGAGCAUAUCUUACUGCUCGUAUGAUGUCUGCAGUAAUUUCAUUUUUUCUCGACUAGCUUGAAGUACGUGGUACACUGUUUCAUGUGAACUAGUCAUGGUGUACGUAGUCAAACUUUUUCUCGUGUUGGAGUAUACUACGUUUUAAUGCGCUUACACAAAACGAGAAGCAGCGAAAACCGUAUAAAUUCGUCAUAAGCGAAGUUACAGAUCAGUUAAGAAGCUCGUUGACUCUUUUAUGCGUAAUUCGCUGUUUGCCAUUUAGUUUAAUACGCGCUAAAUUGUUUCCCAAUCCCGAGAAUACACAUUAAUAUUACACACUUUAGCUGCAGUGUUACAAGCAUGCGCGUUACCACAAUCAAGAUAAUAAAACAAGUGAUUAUAUAUUCCA
Molecule: messenger RNA, 2484 nt
Organism: Priapulus caudatus
Lineage: Eukaryota; Metazoa; Priapulida; Priapulimorpha; Priapulimorphida; Priapulidae
Exons: 5
Coding region: 351-1046 (231 amino acids)
Biological process (GO): innate immune response; central nervous system formation; regulation of Toll signaling pathway
Cellular component (GO): extracellular region
Molecular function (GO): Toll binding; growth factor activity
Source: RefSeq, a predicted model, not a curated record